Molecule: messenger RNA, 2125 nt
Organism: Armigeres subalbatus
Lineage: Eukaryota; Metazoa; Arthropoda; Insecta; Diptera; Culicidae
Gene: Fic
Product: protein adenylyltransferase Fic
Exons: 3
Coding region: 169-1671 (500 amino acids)
Molecular function (GO): protein binding
Source: RefSeq, a predicted model, not a curated record
ACAGAAACAAAACAAUCCACUGCAGUUUCACCACGUCAAGAAUCAGUCAUCGAAGUAGAAUUUGUGACUGCAAAUUUUACGUUGCAAAGUUAUAAAAUCGCUGUGCACUAAAACGUUUUUUCUGUACCAUCAACCUUACCUUGUUAAUGUAAAAGACAGAAAUUUGAAAUGUGUUGUGUUUGCGGAGAACCGUCGCCGAAUCUGAAGGAUGGACCCCCGAAACAGUCCCGCUUAGCGAGAAGGAGCACGCCCAAGAAAUGGCGCUACCAAAUGAAUAGCUUUCACUAUUUCAUCAUCUUUGCAAGUGGUUCGUUGUUUUCCGGAUUGAUGUUCGGUUUGUUAAAUUACGCUCCGAGAUACGUGCUGCUUCCGACACGUAGUGCACCCCAUCACCUUCCUGAUGGGAAGUUCUUGCAGAUAGCGGAUGAAGUACGGGUCCUGGAACCUUAUUUCCCAGCAGUUCGGAUGGCGGGCGGUGGGUUGGGUGACGGUAAGAAUGGAAGUGGGAAGACCAGGGUUAGUCCGAAUGAUGCUAAUGAGCUGGAGGCGCUUAGUUCCCUGAAGGUGGCAAUGGAGAUGAAAAUAAUGGGGAAGGAUGAUAAGGCGGCCCGAUUGUUCCAACAUGCGUUGGCACUGUCGCCAAAGCAUCCGGAGAUAUUGACUAAGUAUGGGGAGUUUCUGGAACACAAUCAGCAGGAUGUUGUCAAGGCGGAUCACUAUUACUAUCAGGCUCUGACGGUGAAUCCUGCGCACACGGAAGCGUUGGCAAAUCGCCAACGAACGGCUCAGAUUGUAGAACAUUUGGACCAGAAACGGUUCGAGAGGUUGGAUCAGAAGCGAGAUGCCCUGUCGUCAGUCUCAGCCACGAACGUGGCACUAAAGAGGGCCGAGAAGGAGGCGUACAUUCAGCACAUUUACCAUUCGAACGGUAUCGAGGGCAAUACGAUGAGCUUGGCACAGACCAGAUCGAUUCUCGAAACGAGGAUGGCCGUCGAUGGGAAGAGUAUCGAUGAGCAUAACGAGAUUUUGGGACUGGAUGCUGCUAUGAAGUACAUCAAUGCGACGUUGGUCAAUAAAAAUGAUUUUAUAACGCUGAAAGACAUCUUGGAAAUCCAUCGGCGUGUACUCGGUCAUGUGGAUCCAAUUGAAGGAGGCGAGUUUCGGCGAUCGCAAGUUUACGUCGGUGGUCACGUGCCGCCUGGUCCUGGCGAUUUGUCGAUUUUGAUGAGCCGAUUCGAGAAUUGGCUCAACUCGAAUCAGGCAUUUCUUCUCCACCCGGUGAAGUACGCGGCAAUAGCCCACUACAAACUGGUUCACAUUCAUCCGUUUAGUGAUGGAAAUGGCAGAACUUCGCGGUUAUUGAUGAAUACUCUGCUGAUGCGGGCUGGCUAUCCCCCAGUCAUCAUACAGAAACAACAUCGCCACAAGUACUAUGACUAUCUGCAGGUGGCGAACGAGGGAGACAUUCGUCCAUUCGUACGAUUCAUAGCGGACUGUACUGAGCGCACAUUGGAUCUCUAUCUUUGGUCCACCAGUGAAUUGUCGCAUCCGGUUCCGUUGCUGGCUCAGGAAAACAUGCCGGAAGGGGUUCCGCUGAUUAACAAUUUUGAGGAGGACGCUACGAUCGAAGGGAGCGGUGCUGGAGAUGCCAUUCGGAUAGGGACCAUUUGAUAUUUGCUUGCCUCUGUGCUUACGAUAGCAAUAGUGAUCCUUCUUUUACGUCAAAACGCCAGACCGAUCGUAACGCUGAUUGCAAUCUAGGAGAAUUUUAAAACCUAUUUUCUGAUCUAUGCCAAAUGCCGGAACCGUUGGGAGAUGCCGUGUGGUAAGUAUGUGUCAUGUAGCUAAAUCAAUUUUACAAAACAUUGGGGGAAGAGGAAAGGUUGUAAAAAAUUUCAAUCCUCAGCUACGUUUUCUCGUUGAUAAAAGUUACAAGCGUGAUCAAUCGUUACCAAAAAUCCUAAAGAUUAGCCGGUUAGUCAUUGCUCCCCAGUUUUAAUUUGGUAACCUUAAUACUGUUAAUGUUCUUUUAUUUGUUUGUAUAAAUGUGUAAAUAAAAUAGAUAAUAUGUUUUAUUGAAUAAAAAACGGCGCUUCGAGUUGGUAUGAAGACGCACAAAUUUGAA